Spodoptera litura is the source of this 1863-nucleotide messenger RNA. Its product is annotated as homeobox protein unplugged. Lineage: Eukaryota; Metazoa; Arthropoda; Insecta; Lepidoptera; Noctuidae. Gene Ontology annotation, biological process: regulation of nervous system development; regulation of transcription by RNA polymerase II. Gene Ontology annotation, molecular function: DNA-binding transcription factor activity, RNA polymerase II-specific; RNA polymerase II transcription regulatory region sequence-specific DNA binding. Gene Ontology annotation, cellular component: nucleus. The record is from RefSeq and is a predicted model, not a curated record.
UGCAGACGCGUCGCACGACGCGGGUUAAAUUGUAAUUUUUUAAAUUAAAUUUAGAAUACAGAAAAUUCGUAUUGUUGCUUAUAAAAUACAAUUGAGAAAUUUUAUAGUGAUGACAAUGAACUGAAAUUUAAUUAAAAAAUAAUAGACAUGUUACUAAAAACGUAUAGUGAUAUUUUUUCAAAUUCACGCCUUUGAAGUGAUUGAUAUUUAAAAAAAUACUACAAAAAACAAUUGAACUGAACGUGUUUUAAUCAAAAAAAGAAUGUAACGAAACAAAUACCCAUAAAACAAAGACUGUUAACUUGUGAUUUUUAGAAAAAAAAAGUGACUGAAAAAAAGUUAAGUGCUAAAAUGGAGUCGAAAGUCGAAAUAAGUGAGACACAAACCCAGAAAAAGGUGCCGAAGCCGUUUUCCAUCGAAUCUCUAAUUGGAGAUCGGAAAUCACCAGAAAUAGAUAUAGAAAACAAUAUUUCUGAGAGUUCCAGAAAUUCAGAAGAAGAUGAGAAUGAGAGAUUAGAAGGAUUAAACCAGAUGAGAUAUUACGCGCCAUUUUUGCAACAAAAUGGCUUCCCAUUUUUACUAGGAUACCCUGAACCGUGGUUGUCAAGAGUGCUCGGUUCCGUACCGGCUCCAGUGAGGGAAAAUCGUGAAGAAGAGAAGAGGGAGAGUCCUGUGAGUGUCGGGAGUGAGGCUGAGAGUGACGGCGGAGAGGAGACUAACCAAGGAAACGACUCGGAGCCAGACCAAGAAGACUCGACAGACACAGCACGAGAGAGUAAAGCGAGAAGAAGAAGAACUGCCUUCACAUCGGAACAGCUCCUCGAGCUGGAGAGAGAGUUUCACGCCAAGAAGUAUCUGAGUCUUACUGAGAGGUCUCAGAUAGCAUCUGCUUUGAAACUUAGUGAAGUUCAGGUGAAAAUAUGGUUCCAAAAUCGCCGAGCGAAAUGGAAACGCGUCAAAGCGGGCCUCGCGUCCGGGAGCCACUCAAGCAAAAACGGUUCGGGCACCAAAAUAGUCGUCCCCAUACCAGUCCACGUAAACCGAUUCGCGAUCCGAACUCAACAUCAUCAAAUGGAGAAACAAAACCUUCAAUAUCGAUUAGAAAGACAGCAACCACUACCAGGUAGCCUCCUACAAUCACAAACGUCAGCAUUUUUAAGUGCAACGAAAAUCGAUUCGAAUAAUCGAUUGGAUAGGGAACCGAAUAUGAAUGGUCGCAGCUCUAUGUUUGACGUUUCUAUGCCUGGACGUAUGACGACCAUGAAUCAAGUAAAUCUGAGACAUUUUCAAAAUGGCCGACCGAGCUAAUUAUUGUUAAUGGACCAAUCGUUCUUUGGAGCUUGAGUUUUAAGGAUUUUUUGUCAACAUUUUUAAAUAACCAAUGUCAAUUCAAAUAUUGAUGAUCGUGAAACAAACUAUUUGAAAAAAAUCAAUAGAAGUCACGUCAAAAACGUAGUACUUGCUAAAGCCCAAUUGCUCAAGCAAUCUUCAAUUUUGUAGACUUAAGUAAUUCUAUGGACCCAUUUAAUCGGUGUUUUUAUUCAGUAAACAAGAGUUUUCUUUGUUUUUAAAAAAUAUGAAAGUGUAGAUGGGUUACCUAAACAACGUUCGGUCUUCAAAAAUGACACACUAACGCAAACAUCAAUACGUUGGCAGACCAACGUGACUCUGAUGCCCUGUUCGCACUAUGCUAGUAUUUUAGUCAAGUAGCGAAUAUUUAGUAACUGCCUCUCGCUUCGAUUUUGGAAUAGAAGUGAAAGGGACAUACUAAACACUUGCUGCGAACAAGGCAUAAGGUACAAUAGGGUAGUUGCCAUGGAAUGAUAAUUAAAAAUCUAAUUAAUCCGUCAGUUAGAUAAUUAA